GCAGACAGAGCAGCGAGGCAGCAGCCAGGGGCCCUUGGAAGAGCCAGCCCUCCCUCUGCCAGCUCCGCGGCUCAUCUCCGACGCCCAGCUCCCUCGUCCUGCCCGCGCGCGCUCUCUCUCUCUCUCUCUCCCCAGCCCCGCAGCAUCGCCUCCCCCCAACCCAGUGCCAGCAUGACGGCCAACGGCACGUCGGAGUCGGUGCAGAUCCAGUUCGGGCUGAUCAACUGCGGCAACAAGUACCUGACGGCGGAGGCCUUUGGGUUCAAGGUGAACGCUUCGGCCACCAGCCUGAAGAAGAAGCAAAUCUGGACGCUGGAGCAGCCGGCCGACGACGCGAGCGGCGGGCACGCCGUGUGCCUCAAGAGCCACCUGGGCCGCUACCUGGCGGCCGACAAGGACGGCAACGUGAGCUGCGACAGCGAGACGCCCGGGGCUGACUGCCGCUUCUUGAUCGUGGCCCACGACGACGGGCGCUGGUCGCUGCAGUCCGAGCCUCACCGGCGGUACUUCGGGGGCACCGAGGACCGGCUGUCGUGCUUCGCGCAGACCAUCUCGCCCGCCGAGAAAUGGAGCGUCCACAUCGCCAUGCACCCGCAGGUGAACAUCUACAGCCUGACCCGCAAGCGCUACGCGCACCUGAGCGCCCGCCAGGACGAGAUCGCCGUGGACCGAGACGUGCCCUGGGGCGUGGACUCGCUCAUCACCCUCGUCUUCCAGGACCAGCGCUACAGCGUGCAGACGGCCGACCACCGCUUCCUGCGCAAUGACGGGCGCCUGGUGGAGAAGCCCGAGCCCGGCACCGGCUACACCCUGGAGUUCAGGUCGGGCAAAGUGGCCUUCCGGGACUGCGAGGGCCGCUACCUGGCGCCGUCGGGCCCCAGCGGCACGCUGAAGGCGGGCAAGAGCACCAAGGUGGGCAAGGACGAGCUCUUCGUGCUGGAGCAGAGCUGUCCCCAGGUGGUGUUGCAGGCGGGCAAUCAGAGGAACGUGUCCACCCGGCAGGGAAUGGACCUCUCUGCCAAUCAGGAUGAAGAGAGUGACCAAGAAACUUUCCAACUAGAGAUCAAUAGGGACACUAAGAAGUGUGCUUUCCGGACCCACACUGGCAAGUAUUGGACCCUAACAUCCAAUGGUGGAAUACAGUCUACUGCUUCAACCAAGAAUGCCAGCUGCUACUUUGACAUAGAAUGGUGUGACAAGCGGAUCACUCUCAAGGCUGCCAAUGGGAAAUAUGUCACUGCAAAGAAAAAUGGACAGCUGGCAGCCUCUGUGGAAGCUGCAGGAGAAACUGAGUAUUUCUUGAUGAAACUGAUCAACCGGCCCAUCAUCGUUCUCCGUGGGGAACACGGCUUCAUUGGAUGCCGGAAGGUGACCGGGACCUUGGAUUCUAAUCGAUCCUCAUAUGAUGUGUUCCAGCUGGAAUUUAAUGAUGGUGCCUACAAUAUCAAAGACUCUACCGGGAAGUACUGGAUGGUGGGAAAUGAAUCGUCUGUCACCAGCAGCAGCAAUACUCCCGUGGACUUCUUUUUCGAGUUCUGCGACUAUAACAAAGUAGCCAUCAAAACCAAUGGCCGGUAUCUGAAGGGUGACCAUGCUGGGGUCCUGAAAGCUUCCACAGAGGCCAUUGACCCUUCCACACUCUGGGAGUACUAAAUGCACUUUAGCGUUGGGUUUUCCCACCUCCCACCCAGUCCCCUUUCCUCCCCAACCCAAUUCCCAUUUCCCACCCUGAUGAUAGUUUUCAUUUCGGCCCUUUUCCUUUCAUCCAUCUUGCUUCCCUGUGCUCCUUACCCUGCCCCCACCUCUAUCUGUGGAAGGAUUUCAGGAUGGCUGGCUAUAUUCCUACCUUUUUGUUUUUUUUAAAUCUCCCUUCCCUUCUCUGUUUUCAGGGGUGUGUUUCGUGUGUUAAUGGUGUGGGGGUGUGGGAAGAAGCCUUUUGCCUUUCAAACUGGAAAAUCCAGAGAAAAUGGUGCAUCAUCUCAUGCCUUUGUAGUUUGCUUGGUUUGGGAAGUUUUCCUCGCCCGCCUUUUUGGAAUUGGGGCAGGAAGUAUCAUCAGCCUAAUCCCAUCCCAGCAAACGCAAGGAGGAAUUUUAAGAAUCAUCUCCACCUUCUCUCCUGUGCCAUAGUAUGGUGCUGGCACCUUUUUUUUUCUUUUAAAAAUUCUGACCUCUGGUGACUGUCUGUGCUGCUGUUGAACCUUACUGCCUGCCUGCUUUGACUCUGGCAAAUGGUGCUACGAGUGGGCUUUCAGGGCUAGGGGGACCAGCGUUGUCUCUGACCAUGGGUUAGGAUGGAAGGAGCACUGAAUUCUAGGACCAGGCCCCCUCAGAGUGAUAGCCUGAGUGACCCUCCCUGGACUUUCCUAGCUUCCUCAGUCCCUGGAGGAAUCACCGGUCCGGUGAUGAGAAUGAGAAACAGGCCAGCAGGUCACUUCCUGGAUGGGUCCACUUUUUUGUAGGAGGUACAGCUAGAAAUUUGCUCAUAGUCUUUUAGCCCCAAGGAAAUCACCACAGAGGAUGGUGCUUUUGCUAGCAUCUUCUGCCCGAGAUUACCACCUUCCUUCCCCCUCAAGAGGAAACCGUAAAUAAACCAAGGGGUCUAGAAAUGACUUUCCUGCCAACUUUUACCAGAUGCUUCCCUAAAGCCGAGCUCCCCCGUGGCUAAGAGAGCAUCCCCUGCUGAGCGUGGGGGUCCCUGUCGGACUAACUGGGCACUCUUGGUCACACCCACAGCCAUCUCUCUCCAUGGGAAGGGGACAUCUACCUCUGUGGUGGCACUAUAUCCCCCGGGUGCCUUCCAAUUUUUCAGCCAGGUAAUCUCCCCACCCCUGCACACCCCCAACGCUUUAGGAGAAGGAAUACUAUUGCCUUUGAGCAUGGGAUAGGACACCCCCCAGCUUAGGGUGUGCUAAGCUUUAAACUCGGGGGUAGAAGCUUAGCCAUAUGUUCAAUUUUCUUCUGGCUAGUACCCAAACUCUUGGAGCUGCUACAGGAGCUUUAGAUAUAGUGGGCUGGAUACCCUUUGGUUGGAAAGAGCCAAGCUGACUUGCUUUUUAGUUCCCUUCUCUCAUUUUCUAGGAAUAAUGGUUGGAAUUGCAAAAAGGUAAAAAUGUCCAUUUGUAGAUCUAAAAUCUUGCUUGGCGAACUUUGCACAGUGGUGGUGGUUCGGUCUUUUUUUUUUUUUUUUUUUUUUUUUUUUUUUUAUGUUGCUUUUUUCCCCCCUUCCCCUUUAUAUAAUCUACUGGAAACCUCGAACCUAACUGCACAUGUUUUGUUUUAACUGCUAGAUGCCCGUUCCCAAUUGUACCUAUGCCCUGUGGCUAGAAUGCUUUUUGGGAUUCACUCAACCCUAAUUUUCCCAGCCCUCCUUCCCCUUUCCCAGGGGCUCUCCCUUCUGCAAUGAUGGCAUGAAAAUAUCAUAUGUUACUAGAUGCAGAGAAAUGACCAAAACAGUAUUUUUUUUAUAUCUAUUUAUAUAAGCUCUCCGUGGCACUAUCCGAUGUUGUCUGUAAUUGGUCUGCAUUAGAAUUUAACAAUGUGAACGUCUGUAAGAGGUGAUGCUGAACCUUCAGGGUUUUUGCAGGCACUUUCUGGGGAGCACUUCUCAGAAAGCAUUGCUUCUCUGCCUGCUGAUACCCUGUCUGCUUGCUCUCCAUGCCUUCCCCCCACCUUGGCUGCCUCCCUCCACCAGCUAGAGUUGGAAUGUGAACCCCCCCCCCAACAUCUCCUUUCCAAGUUAAAAGUAGUCGCAGCCCCCAUCCUGCUUACCAUCGGGGGACUUUUUUCUUUUAAUGCCCCUCCCUUUUCUGGUGGGCUUGACUGGCUCCAGUAGGGACCCCUCCCCUUCCCUGCCCCAUCACCUGCUUCAUCUCAAACCUUCCCCAGCUCUCAAGUUUGCUUUCCUGGCCCUUUCUGCUUGAAAGCCAGGGAGGAAUAUCCUAAGAGAGGACUGCUACCUAUGAUGGGGAGAAAGAAGAAGAGCACUCCCUUAGAAGCCUUAUACCCUUGUUGCUAUUAUGGAGGUUGCCUCCUCCCUGUGAGUCGGUGCUAAAUGUCUGUAACUGGAAUCUGAAAUUCUUGUGGAGGAGACUGAAUAGAACCUUCCUUCACCGUUGUAUGUUGUCAGUCCCUUGGAUCUCCAGGGGCCUCAAGAUAGAACUUGUGGGAGACCAAAGCCAUGUCUGAAAGAGAGAAUUAGGCAAUCUGAAGUCACCGUGUGCUUUCUGGCCUUCCCUUGCCUUCAGCUUCGCGCCCCUAGCCGCCUCUGCCCCCAUCCAUUCCCAAGUAGCCACCUGGCCCCUGGCGUUCUCCUUGCUGGCUUCUCCCUGUGAAAGUGGGUUGAGAAUCCUUUUUUCUAUCUCUUGUAUCAGGUGUCGUGGCUCCAAAAGCAGCCCAUUUGGGUGGUAAAUUUUCAGUUUUUAAAUUUUUGUUUUCAAGUGCCAUUUGUAUAACUUAAAUCACAAAUAGCUUCAACUGGAAAAUUAAAAAUUAAAAAAAGAACAGUAACCACAAACA
Messenger RNA from Sarcophilus harrisii (Tasmanian devil), 4515 nucleotides. It is a transcript of the gene FSCN1, whose product is annotated as fascin actin-bundling protein 1. Gene Ontology annotation, cellular component: microvillus; cytoplasm; lamellipodium. The transcript has 5 exons. Gene Ontology annotation, biological process: establishment or maintenance of cell polarity; actin filament bundle assembly; cell migration. Lineage: Eukaryota; Metazoa; Chordata; Mammalia; Dasyuromorphia; Dasyuridae. The record is from RefSeq and is a predicted model, not a curated record. Bases 172 to 1653 code for a protein of 493 amino acids. Gene Ontology annotation, molecular function: protein-macromolecule adaptor activity; actin filament binding.